Varroa destructor (honeybee mite) is the source of this 2458-nucleotide messenger RNA. RefSeq lists its product as uncharacterized. The record is from RefSeq and is a predicted model, not a curated record. Lineage: Eukaryota; Metazoa; Arthropoda; Arachnida; Mesostigmata; Varroidae.
GCGAGUGGCUGUGAAACGCUGGAGCUCAACCAGUUCGCUUUAUUCUUGGGGCAGAGGUGGGAUGAUGCGCGAUAUGGUCAAAAUCGCGUUACUUGGGCGGCUGGCUGAUUUAGAGCCGUCCCUCGUGGGAUACAACGAAGGGAAGUCUAGGCGAUGGGCUGAGGAAAAUGAGCGACUGGCAGAGAAACGGAAAUGACUACUGGAAGGCCGGGAGUGUGAACAUUUCGAACGAGUUUGUGUUGAUUUCGCGAUCGGCGUGAUAGUGAGUGUCAAGCGGUCUCCUCUAGAUGAUCGUGGUGUAAAAUUUGAACUAAUGCUUUCGGAGAGCAUUCGAAGAACGCCGAGGUCUUGGCUUCUACCGCGUUUCUAAUUUCUCUACCGCGUAUAGGUUCAUAUGUUGAGUUAAUCCGGAUGGCGCAAAACCAUAAGAGUCUAGCACUUCUUGACCGAAGCGUCCCAAAUAAGCUGUGCUUGCUCUACGUCCGGCUCAAGAACAGAAGUGCCAGUCAUCUGGGCAGUCCAGCAGCUCGACUGCCGCAAGCCCUAAUACCGCCUUCGUUCCGCAUGUUCAACCAUUAGUGAGCGAGAGUAGUCGAUGUAUUACGAGGGGUACUGAAAAGUAGACAGUUCGCUAUUGCGAGAAACCCUUUCCUGCUGCAAGAAAACACGACUCACACUUCCGUGAGCAUCCUGAGGCAUUACAGUUUACAACGUGUCAUUCACACAGUUAUCCAAAACCAUAGACAUGUUGAGCGAAAAGCUUUUAUCAUAAGGUAAGUAGAAGAGCUUGUUGUGCGGGCCUGUUAUUGCGGACUUGGCACAAGGCACCCCUGACGGCGUCGAAGGCCAGUUGCUGUCACACUAGCCAGUUGGCAUUGGAAACAAUGGAAUUCUACUCACGAAUCGCGGAAAAGUUUAUACAGCGCAAUAGGAAAUUAAGCGCGCUACCGCUGGAGGCUAUACUCGAGAGGAUCCCGUGAGAUAAACAUGGUCGAGAUGUAGUGGACUAAAUAUUACAGAAAUACGUUCAAUAGGCAUCUAAUUCGCGAAAUUAAAAAUGAAUUUAGCCUGGUGGAACUGAAACUCUCACCGACUGAUACCGCGGAACGUCGUCAUGCGUUCUCAUAUCUUAUCCUUAAAUUCGAUCCUUCUUUGUGCGAUCUUCACACUUUUUAUAGUAAAGCAAGAGGCUGAAGCGUUCUUUUUUGGUUCACGAAACCCGCGUCAAAGAGCCAUUGUUUACUAUGUUUGCCUCAAUUAUGACGCUAUCGACUCGACCCAAGCCAGUGAAUGCAUCUAUUGUCCACAGCGACAGACUCUGGCGUGCACUGGUAUCACCGGCCCUCCGUUGCAAGUGACCCGUUCACAGGCUAACUGCCUUACCAACUAUUGCCUCAGCAGCGUUCUUAAUAUCGGCGGAUAAUUGAGAACUGCAGACUGGCUUCUCCCACACGCAACCAGGCAGAUGCAAGUAGAAGCUAGAUCACCAGAUAGCGUUAUUUGUACUUAUAUGCAGCCAAUACUAAAUCAGGAGAAAUCUCGGACGUCGUCGUGCUUUACCCUCUAUUAUCAUACUUCGGCUAUGAUAGGCGCAACCUUGACCGCUUCCGAGCUUUCGUAUUUUGGCCUUUCACUCUACAAAGGCUAUUCGUACGACCAGUGCUUGUUUGCCAUUAGCAGAAAGAUAAGCGCUAAGAAGACCGGUAUCGCAUUUUUGGCAGAACACAGACCGCGGCGCGUUAACUAUAGUCUCCUUAUAAACGCGAUUGUCUAUUUAAAGUUGGAAACUGGGUCCGAUAGCCUUCACAUUAUAUACCUAUAUUUAAUAGCGCUGUCCCAAAAACAAAAAGCGAUUGUCAUUACGCGCCUCCAAAUUAGUGCCGUUUUACUAUUGGUAAUGAAACAGCGUACUUCAUAAUACAUGUUCAGCAAACUCUUGCUCUGUAUGAUUUGUUACAUCACUAGUCAGUCCGCACGAAACUUUUAAAUAGGUCGAAUGCUCAAAAAUAUCAAAUAAGACACUAUGACUCGAACUCAUUGUGUAAUGGUUUUGUCAAAUGCAAGUGCCAAGGCCUUCUUCUAUAUGAUGGCUGGGUUUCCUAUUAAAAAUCAUUUAUAACCUAGAAGCCUUUGUUCAAGUAAUUAUUAAUCGUAUAAAGUUAUCUAAAAUCAGUUUGGCUUAGUCCACAUCAAAAUUUAGGCCCAGGGGAAGUCAAUUUGAGUGAUUCGCGCGAUCAUUUUUUAUUUAGAAAAAAGAGAGUGACUGAACGAACCAUUUGCUGGUUCAGUGCAGGUUCAGUGAUGGCAGUGGUAUCUUUUUUUUCUUUUUUUGAUGUUUAAAAUGACUUUCGAGCUCUGAAAUUCGCCGCUCUGUGUAAUAGCUAUUGACUAAUCCUUCUGCGAAAACGCAUAGGGCAGGUUUCUCUUAUGUUAAAUAUGUUUAUAUAUACAUGCUGGU